Molecule: messenger RNA, 2633 nt
Organism: Myotis davidii
Lineage: Eukaryota; Metazoa; Chordata; Mammalia; Chiroptera; Vespertilionidae
Gene: CHRNB3
Product: cholinergic receptor nicotinic beta 3 subunit
Exons: 5
Coding region: 1-1413 (470 amino acids)
Biological process (GO): signal transduction; monoatomic ion transmembrane transport; nervous system process
Cellular component (GO): postsynaptic membrane; neuron projection; synapse
Molecular function (GO): transmembrane signaling receptor activity; acetylcholine-gated monoatomic cation-selective channel activity
Source: RefSeq, a predicted model, not a curated record
AUGGGAUGCGAAAGGAACCUUGAUGCCUCUCCCAUUAAUUCAGGUUCCCUCCUGAUUCUUGCAGCAGCCGCGGAGUUCCGUUCAAUAGCCGAAACUGAAGACGCCCUCCUCAGACAUUUAUUCCAAGGUUAUCAGAAGUGGGUUCGCCCUGUAUUAAAUUCUAAUGACACCAUAAAAGUACACUUUGGAUUGAAAAUAUCUCAACUUGUAGAUGUGGAUGAAAAGAACCAGCUGAUGACAACAAAUGUGUGGCUCAAACAGGAAUGGACAGACCACAAAUUACGCUGGAAUCCUGAUGAAUACGGCGGAAUUCAUUCCAUUAAAGUCCCAUCGGAAUCUCUCUGGCUCCCUGACAUAGUUCUCUUUGAAAAUGCUGAUGGGCGUUUCGAAGGCUCCCUCAUGACCAAAGUCAUCGUGAAAUCGAAUGGAACCGUCACCUGGACCCCUCCUGCCAGUUACAAAAGCUCGUGCACCAUGGACGUCACGUUUUUCCCAUUUGACCGGCAGAACUGCUCCAUGAAGUUUGGGUCCUGGACUUACGAUGGUACCAUGGUCGACCUCGUUUUGAUGAACGAAAACGUCGACAGGAAAGACUUCUUCGAUAAUGGAGAAUGGGAAAUACUAAAUGCCAAGGGGAUGAAGGGACACAGGAGAGACGGUCUGUACUCCUACCCGUUCAUCACCUAUUCCUUCGUCCUGCGUCGCCUGCCUCUGUUCUACACCCUCUUCUUGAUAAUCCCCUGCCUGGGACUCUCUUUUCUGACGGUUCUGGUGUUCUAUUUACCUUCUGACGAAGGGGAAAAGCUUUCCUUGUCCACCUCUGUCCUGGUUUCCCUGACAGUUUUCCUUCUCGUGAUUGAGGAAAUAAUCCCUUCCUCCUCCAAGGUCAUCCCUCUCAUUGGAGAGUACCUGCUGUUCAUCAUGAUUUUCGUCACCCUGUCGAUUAUUGUCACCGUGUUCGUCAUUAAUGUUCACCACAGAUCUUCGUCCACUCACCACCCCAUGGCCCCCUGGGUUAAGAGGCUCUUUCUGCAAAGACUUCCUAAAUUACUUUGCAUGAAGCACCACGUGGAUCGCUACUCUUCCCCAGAGAAAGACGAGAGGAAACGGGUGGUGCAAGGUAAAGUCCUAGGAAAAAAGAAACAGAAGCAGAUGGGGGACGGAGAGAAGGUUCUGGUUGCUUUCUUGGAAAAGGCUGCUGACUCCAUUAGAUACAUCUCCAGGCACGUGAAGAAGGAGCAUUUUAUCAGCCAGGUAGUACAAGACUGGAAAUUCGUAGCGCAAGUUCUGGACCGCAUCUUCCUGUGGCUCUUCCUGAUAGUCUCAGUGAUGGGCUCCGUCCUAAUUUUUACCCCCGCUUUGAAGAUGUGGCUACAUAGUUACCACAAGGAACAAGUCUCCAAAGCGAUCUAACAUACCUACCAUAGAGACAAAGUCACGCCAUGGAACUGACAUCCAGCUGGCACGUAUACACAGCACCCAAAUGCACAUGCUUCUUGGAAGGGCCUGUGUCGUCCCCAAGGAAACUGAACCGUGGGACACGUGGGUUUGCCCACAGUAAAUUCGUGGUGGCCAUUAGCGCGGGCCUGGGUCUAAGUAAAACAACCUCCACCGGCCCCUGCCUUGGCUUCAGGGUGGAGUCAUAUGUCCAGGCCUGAGGUCACACGUCGGCAGCACAGGAUGUUCCCAGGAACUGGACUAAGGCCUAACAAGACUGAGGCCUGAGAAUUCAAGGAGGCCUCGGUGAAGGGAUUUGUGUGGGCAGGACUUGGGUCUCCUGUGUCUGUUCUUGGUGGCUUUGCCUGAGAUACAUCUUGAGCUGCGUGUUGUGGAUGAACAAAUCUCAACAACCAUGAUAGAACUUUGGGGCUCCGUGUGUAACCCACAUAUCCAUAUUUUUCUGCACGUUUUAUUGGAAUUUUUAAAAAAGGAGGCAGCAUGGUGAAGUAGAAACUAGGGCACAAGGACUCUAGACCAGCCAUUUCCCAGCUGUGAGCUGUGGGACCUUAGGCACAUCAUUUGUCCUGUCUGGUCAGUAAGAGGUUAUGACUCAUCACUUUUGACACUCUUUUCCACUCUAAAAUUCUAUUCUUUGGAUAUGGAUACUGGAGCUUUCACAAUUUUUAAACUACACAAUUUCUAAUUAUAACUUUGAUCCUUUGGGAAAAUGAAUCUGCUUUCUCUCUACUGUAGGACAGAAUUUACAGGAAAAUAUUGUGAUGAAACCAAGGAUUCGAUCCGUUAAAUCCCUGACAGGAUUGUGAAAUCAAAGGGCAAAUCACUGUUCUUUUUAUUGAGAAUGCUAUUGACUUCAACUUUAUUUAACUCAUUAGUUUGCUAGGUAAAUGGCAAAACUAAUCUUAGAAAAAUGCAUUUUGAUUAGAAUCUAGUCUCAAAUUUUGAAAAAUACCACAUGAAACACUCCCCAAGCCUCCUUCUGACCAGGCACAAAUACAGCAAAGGUCAAACCUUUAUACAUGUGCAUACAGCUUAUUCCUCAUUGCAGCUAAAUUGGGAGGCAACACCCGCUUCCAAUAUGGAAAAGGAUAAAUAUUUUUAUAUCACAAUAACCCUGAGAAAGUAACUACAAAAGAGAACUUUAGAGCAAAUAAAUUUUUAUUUCAAAUGUAUAG